CAUCGUCACAGUAAUUUCCAUCCCUCAAGCUUUAGGCGUGGGCAGUCGAACCUGUCGCUUUCGUGCAAGCAGAAAAACACCAGAUUACCUCCGAAUCCAUUCUGCUAUCCCGCAACCCCGCGCCAGCCCAGCCAUAGAACCAAGACUAGCCAGAAGAAAUACGCCCAGAUGGCACUGAUCGUGGACAAGCACCGGCCGAGGUCCCUGGAUGCUCUCACAUACCAUGAGGCGCUGUCGGACCGGCUGCGGUCUCUGGCGCGGAGCGGCGACUUCCCACACCUCCUAAUCUACGGGCCUUCCGGGGCGGGCAAGAAAACGCGAAUCGUGGCGACGCUCAAGGAGCUAUACGGCCCCGGCGUGGAGAAGAUCAAGAUCGAUGCGCGCGUGUUCCAGACGAGUAGCAACAAAAAACUCGAGUUCAACAUUGUCGCCUCGGUGUACCACCUCGAGAUCACGCCAUCCGAUGUAGGCAACUACGACAGGGUGGUGAUCCAGGACCUGCUCAAGGAGGUGGCGCAGACGCAACAGGUCGACCAGUCGGCGCGCCAGCGGUUCAAGGUCGUCGUCAUCAACGAGGCCGACCACCUCUCGCGCGACGCCCAGGCCGCCCUCCGCCGCACCAUGGAGAAGUACUCGCCCAACCUGAGGCUGAUCCUGCUGGCCAACUCGACGGCCAACAUCAUCGCCCCGAUCCGGUCCCGGACGCUGCUUGUCCGGGUGGCCGCGCCCACCGAGGAGGAGGUCUGCACGGUGCUCGCCUCGUCGGCCAAGCGGGAGGGCUGGGCAGUGUCGGAGAAACUGCACCAGAGGAUAGCCAAGGAGAGCGGGCGGAAUCUGCGCCGCGCCAUGCUGAUGCUCGAAACGGUGCACGCUCAAAAUGAAAAAGUCGAAGACACGACGUCGAUCCCGCCGCCAGACUGGGAGGCGCUGGUCGGGCAGAUAGCCAAGGAGAUCAUGGACGAACACACGCCGGCGCGGAUCCUGCAGGUUCGGGCAAAGUUCUACGAUCUGCUGACGCACUGCAUCCCGCCGACCACGAUCCUCAAGACGCUCACCUUUAAGCUCAUACCGCUGAUAGACGAUGCGCUUAAGGUCGAAGUCAUACAGUGGUCGGCCUUUUACGAGCACCGCAUCAAGAUGGGCACCAAAGUCAUCUUCCAUCUCGAGGCGUUUGUGGCCAAGUUUAUGAGGAUACUGGAAAUGUAUCUGAUGAGUAUGGAUAUGUGAAGCUGUGGCCUAUUUUCUUGGCCCGACAGAACACGCAGUAGAGGGAGAGCCAUGUUCAGCGUUUCACGGCGUUCUCGGGGCGGUUCGGUCUACGCCCAUGUAUACGCACUCUAUUAGUCACACCUACCUCCUGCCGUUAGCUGUCCGGUUAGGUUGUGUUUAGCUAGAUGUAUAAUCACGGCAGUUAAUGAAGCGAGCCCAACCGCAUACCCGUCUUGCCGACCAUGGGUGUCCUUGCCUACCUUACCCAUUUGCAGCGGCCGCACAACCGCAGGG
Molecule: messenger RNA, 1503 nt
Organism: Gaeumannomyces tritici R3-111a-1
Lineage: Eukaryota; Fungi; Ascomycota; Sordariomycetes; Magnaporthales; Magnaporthaceae
Product: replication factor C subunit 5
Exons: 3
Coding region: 169-1227 (352 amino acids)
Biological process (GO): DNA-templated DNA replication; DNA repair
Cellular component (GO): Ctf18 RFC-like complex; nucleus; DNA replication factor C complex
Molecular function (GO): DNA clamp loader activity; DNA binding; ATP hydrolysis activity
Source: RefSeq, a predicted model, not a curated record